Messenger RNA from Ceutorhynchus assimilis (cabbage seed weevil), 1290 nucleotides. Lineage: Eukaryota; Metazoa; Arthropoda; Insecta; Coleoptera; Curculionidae. The record is from the annotation of a GenBank genome assembly.
UUUUGAUAUAGAGAAAGUAAAUACCUAGCGAAAAUGAAAGUUCUAACUAUGGGUUCAAUUUUUCUAGUUUGUGGGAGCUAUAAUAUGGUGAAAUCAGAUUCUGACAAUAUUGAUUCACAAAAUCAGCUUAAAGUCGGAGAAAUCACCGCUGUCACUACAACCACCACAACUAAUAAUUCACAAUCGACUACUGCUUGGUCUAAUAGCCCCAAAUGCCCUCAAAAUUGCACGGUAUCAAUUUUCCUGCCAAACGAAAACUGUUGCAAAUUCUGGCAAUGCCACAAUGGGGUAGCUUAUCUUUUCAGCUGUCCCGACGACCUUUACUGGAGCCCUACGUCGAAAUCGUGCGAUUGGCCGGUAUCAGCCAAUUGUUCUGGUGAUGGAUCAGCUGGACUUUGCCCACCUUGUCCGUCCACAACGAAGCCACCAUCUACCACUACUACUACCAAAACACCAACAAAAAGACCCAACUGCCCUCAAAAUUGUCCAAUCGAUAUUUUUUUGUCCGAUUGUGACUGUUCCAAAUUUUGGCAGUGCAGCAGCGGAGUCGCAUACCUGAAGAGUUGUCCGCAUGGUCUUCAGUGGAAUCCCAACUUGAACCUUUGCGAUUGGCCACAACAAGCAGGUUGCACAGGACAAGCAUACGGUGAUGGUACACCAGAAUGCCCACAACCCGCUAGAUCAACAACUACUUCGACUACUAUGAAGCCUGAGAACACUCCUCCCUGUCCGAGAAAUUGCGAAAAUUCAAUUUUCAUUCCUAACAAAAGCUGUACCAAAUACUGGCUAUGCAGCAAUGGAAAAGCGUAUGAACGGAGUUGUCCCGUUGGACUUGAAUGGAAUCCUCUGGAGAAGGCUUGUGAUUGGUCAGAUGAGGCUGGAUGUACUGGUGAAGGAUGGUGUGACGAGGAUCUGAAAUGUCCACCAACAACCAAACUACCCAGCACAACACCAACUCCGAGGCCAGUGAAUUCACCGAGCUGCGAUGAAUGCAUCGAUGGCGACUUUUUCCAAGAUAGCGACUGUACUAAAUACUGGCGAUGUAGUAACGGAAUUGCCCAUUUGCAAAACUGUCCUGAGGAAUUAAACUGGAAUCCCAACAAGAAGCAGUGUGAUUGGCCAGAGCUUGCCGGGUGUACUGGAGAAGGAUGGUCUACGACAAAUACUUAGUACCUACCAAAGAACAAGCAUUUAGGAAGUUUACGAGACUCUCAUAAUGAUACAGAUUUUACUCUUUAUAUAAUUUAUAAAUAAUAUAGACAUUAGACAUUGAAUAAAACCGCAAUUUUA